CCUAUUUCAAUAUAAAACUUUACUUGUAAUGCAAACAUACCUAAUAUAAUAUGUAAAAAAACUAAAGAAAAAGAUUUAGAUUAGCAAUAAAAUGUCAGUUUCUUAAAUGACUAAACUCGCGCUAUUCGAGGUUAUUCGAGAAUGUAUAACGCAUACAAAAUAACAGUGAAACAAGGCAGUAUACCUUGUUUAUGUACAGAACUGAAUCUUGCUCUUACAUUGCACGGUGGCCAGAGUUUCAGAUGGAUGGUUUGCGACAAUGGUUAUAGAGGUAUCUUUAAUGGAUGCAUUUGGACUUUGUCUCAAAAUAAAACCCAUCUCUUUUAUACUGUACAAGGACAAUUAAAGGAUUCUGUAAAUUAUGAUAACAUUCUGUCUGAGUAUCUUAGGCUGUCAGUAUCAUUACAGGAACAUUAUAAAGAGUGGGCAAAAGCAGAUACACACUUUCAAAAGUGUCUAGAUGAAAGUAAUGCUGUUCGGAUACUGAAGCAAGACAUUGUGGAGAAUGUAUUCUCAUUUAUCUGUAGUUCUAACAAUAACAUUUCAAGGAUAUCAAAUAUGGUUGAAAAAUUAUGUUCAUUAUUUGGUCGUAAAAUAUGUUUGAUAGAAGGUAAAGAAUAUUAUGAUUUUCCAACAAUAGAAGUUUUGAAAGAAAAAAAUGUAAAAAGCAUAUUAAAAAGAGAACGAUUUGGUUAUCGUGCUGAAUAUAUAGUUAAUGCAGCAGAGCGUUUAUCAGCGUUGGGUGGAAAGGAUUGGCUUUUAAAUCUGCAAAGAGAAAAUGUUUCUUAUCACGCUGCCAGGGAACAAUUGAUGAUUUUGCCAGGAAUUGGUCCUAAAGUUGCAGAUUGCAUAUGUUUAAUGUCACUAGGCCAUUUAGAUGCUAUACCUGUUGAUACUCAUAUUUUUCAAAUAGCACAGGCAAAUUAUUUACCACACUUAAAAAAACAAAAAACAGUUACUCCAAAAAUUCAUACUGAAGUAAGUAAUUAUUUACGAGAACUAUGGGGUCCAUUAGCUGGAUGGGCACAAGCUAUUGUGUUCUCUACAAAAAUUAAUAUCAAAUCUAAACUAAAUGGAAAGCAAAAACACAAAAACGAUAAUGAAAAUUUAAUACAAGCAAAAAUACUUAAGGUGGUUUGAUCAUCGCGUUUAUUUUUACAAUAUAGGUUAUACAAAACAAUUUUAUCCAGAUUUGUAGAAAAAGUGUUUUGUUUUAACUGCUAUUUUUUUAACAUUAUUUUGCACGAUUUAUAUAUUUCCAAAAUUGUUAAAUAACUAAAUAUUGAUUCUAGUAUUCUAUUCCAAUGUACCAAUAAAUUAUAUUAGCCAUUUUCUAGAAGAAUUAAUUUGUGUUUUUAAUAUCUAAUG
Monomorium pharaonis (pharaoh ant) is the source of this 1368-nucleotide messenger RNA. It is a transcript of the gene Ogg1, whose product is annotated as N-glycosylase/DNA lyase. Gene Ontology annotation, molecular function: 8-oxo-7,8-dihydroguanine DNA N-glycosylase activity; damaged DNA binding. Gene Ontology annotation, biological process: base-excision repair, AP site formation; nucleotide-excision repair; base-excision repair. The record is from RefSeq and is a predicted model, not a curated record. Gene Ontology annotation, cellular component: nucleus. The coding region runs from base 142 to 1140 and encodes 332 amino acids. The transcript has 3 exons. NCBI's taxonomy places the organism in Eukaryota, Metazoa, Arthropoda, Insecta, Hymenoptera, Formicidae.